UAAGAGUAAGCAAUUAAUCUAAUUUAUCUAAGAAAAUAGUGGGAGAAAGCAAAACAAAGAUAAAGAGGGUGAAAUGGCAAUAGCACAUUUGCACAUUGCAAGUGGAUGCUGAGCUGGCAUUGUUUGAUUGGCGAUACUUCCAUUGAUAAUAUAUUUUUCUUUUAUAUGAUUAAUUGAACUGAAAAGCAAAAAAAAUAUUAAAAACAAAAAGAUAACGAUUUAGAGUUAUUUUUUAAUAAACAAAAAGAACGGAAUUAUAAAAUAAAAACCCCAUCAAAUUAGUAAAGCAAAAUUAUUUAAAAAAAAAAAGGGGAAAAAUUCAAAAUCAAGAAGACCUUUCCUUUGUCUAAUCACUUCAUCAUCUGCUUGCAUAGAAAUGUCAACCACCAAAGUUCCGGUUAGUUCUUUGAUUGGCACACCACAGCACAAAACCCAAAUAGUUUUCUUUUUUCUAACUAUAAAUACCCUUAAGAUGCAGCGAACCGUCUUCUAUCAUUUUGAGUAACCACACAAAAGCCAAAGCCAAAACCAAACAAUCUUCAAGAAACCUCAAGAAUCUUUUAACAACUACAGCAAUAACCGCAAAAAAGAAAAGAAAAAAUAACCAUCAACAUAGCUACUGUAAAGCAGCUUCAGUUUCAGCUUUUAGCAGCAGCCAUGGCGGAUGACUUUAACACAAGCACUAACUGGUGGGAUUCAUCAAGAGCGAGGUUUGACAGUACAGGAUCAUCUUCUUCAUCUUCAGGGCAGCUUAAUAGUUUAGGAGGCAGCUUUAAUAUUGCUGCUAAUUGGCCAUCUGAAAUGGUUGAUGUUAAAGCAAGAUCUUCUAUAGAGUCUGCAUCUGUUUCUGAUAGUUCUGUUGUUUUUCAUGAUACCCAAAAGCUGCAACAUGGUCAAGAUUCUUCUAGUGGUGACCACUUGCAAGUCAUGGCGCUAGGCCUUUCUUCUUCACAUGCCAUCGAUUGGAACCAAACCUUACUUCGCGGCGAUAAGCAUGAGAGCAGCUUCCGCUCGAUGCUGCAAGAGAAUUUGAAUUCAAGUACGAGUUAUAAUCAGCAAGAGACUGGGAUUGGAGGAUCAUCUCAAGUGCAGUGGAGAGAGAGGGUUUUUUCUGGGGUUAGCGGCGGCGGCGGCGGCAAUUCUUCGAUGAAUGAGUUCAAUAAACAAAUGAAUCCGCGGGGAUUUUCUUUAGAUCAAUCGCAGUUUAGUCCUCAUGGAAGUUCAAGUGAUAGCACUGUAACAUGUCAGGGAUUGAAAACCAGUUUCCAGAUGGAAUCAGCAGCUAUUUAUGGCAGCCCUUCAACUAUGCUACAAAGGCUAUUAGGAUCUGAUAAUCAACACCAUCAGCAUCAACAACAGCAACAGCAACAGCCGUCUUUCGAGAAUCGAUCCAUGAACUAUCCUUAUGGAGCAAACUAUUGCAUUACUAGUAAUGAAUUAGUCCCUUCUUGGUCUAAAGUGCCUCAAUUCUUAAGAAAUUCACCUCCUAAACAAUCUCCUCAAAGCCAAUUACACUUCUCUAAUAACGCCCCUUUCUGGAAUGCAUCUGCAAGUUCCAUGAAUGAUGUUUGUCCGAGCUUUUUCCCUCCUUUGCAACAGCAAUUUCCUACAUCUAGUUAUGAAGAAAAACCAAAGCAGAAUAUAUCUGAAGUACGGGAAUCAAGUAGUACUACAACAGUGAAGAAAAGUGGAAGUGAAACAGCAACAAAAAGGCCUCGAAAUGAAACAGCAUCAACUGUGCCAGCCUUUAAGGUGAGGAAAGAGAAGAUGGGGGACAGAAUCACUGCACUUCAACAAUUGGUUUCGCCUUUCGGAAAGACUGAUACAGCCUCAGUGCUCUCUGAAGCUAUUGAGUAUAUCAAAUUCCUCCAUGAGCAAGUCACUGUACUAAGCACCCCAUACAUGAAAAGUGGAGCUCCCAUACACCACCAGCAGAGUUCUGACAAGUCCAAGGAUCCUGAAGGACAAAAACAAGCUGAUCUUAGGAGCCGAGGGCUAUGUUUAGUACCAGUUUCCAUCACUUUUCCAGUAACUCAUGAGACCACAGUUGAUUAUUGGACCCCUACAUUUGGAGGAACAUUCAGAUGAAUGGAAAGAGAAAUGGGUUGAAAUUCGAGCACGGGCUAAUGAAGCUAAGCUAGGAAUCAGACUCUACGCAAACUAGCUGGCGAUCGAGUAGUCUAUAUAAUGCAUAACCUUAUCAAAAAAAAAAAAAAAAAAGAAACCCUAGCCAAGUUGGAGAAGAAAUGAUAAGGUUAUGAAUUUCACCGUAAAGAAGAUGAAACAACACACACUGACGCACAAACUGGCUCAAAGAUGUCCUCUCGGUUCGGAUUUUUAUUUUUUUUUAUAAAAAAGGAAAGGGAAAGAAAGGAAGAAAACACAGCAGCCUCACGUAGUUAAAAUAUGUCAAAAAAAGAAAAAAAAAUCAAAGGAGUUUCAGAAGAGAAGAAAAUGGCGAAAAGAGAAAGAAAUGACAAAUUCAAAGGUACAUGGUAAGGGUAGUAGUGUUGGGUCAGCUACAGGCAAAAUGAUGCUGGUUGGCCAAUAUAGGGACCAAUAUUUGGAAGCAUAUUAAUUGUUGUAAUAAUUGAAGAAUUAUAUGAUUAAAAACGUGGGUUAGAGAAUGAGAAUAGGUGCUGAUUUUUUUUAAUUAUUAUUAUUAAUUAGUGGAAAGUGUUGAAAGAUUAGUUUAUAAAGUAUUUAAAGUAGAUAAUUAACAUUUGUUUUCUGUUAAUUUAAUGAAAUUAGCAGUACUAUGUAAUGUAGUUGAAUUUAUUAGAAGAAGAAGAAGAUUUAUAAAGGAGCUUUUUGAGGUUUGUGUAGGCAGCUAGAAAAAGAUUGUGAAGAAUAGAGAGGUGGGUCUAAUGGCUUUUUGAUUAAGAGAAAGGGAAGAAAAGAAAGAAAAAAAAAAAGAAGAAUUGAAAGGAAUAAUUGAUAUCCUGAAAUGGGGAGUGAGAGUGGGGAUGUCAUUUGAUUGGAAAUCUCACUUUUCAUUUGUUUAUGUGUUUGGAAUAUUGUUAGUGGAAGUCAGAGGCUGGCCCAAUGCCCUUUCUUA
Messenger RNA from Ricinus communis (castor bean), 3058 nucleotides. RefSeq names its product transcription factor bHLH123. Gene Ontology annotation, biological process: regulation of transcription by RNA polymerase II. The coding region runs from base 658 to 2088 and encodes 476 amino acids. Gene Ontology annotation, cellular component: nucleus. Gene Ontology annotation, molecular function: RNA polymerase II cis-regulatory region sequence-specific DNA binding; DNA-binding transcription factor activity, RNA polymerase II-specific; protein dimerization activity. NCBI's taxonomy places the organism in Eukaryota, Viridiplantae, Streptophyta, Magnoliopsida, Malpighiales, Euphorbiaceae. The transcript is spliced from 7 exons. The record is from RefSeq and is a predicted model, not a curated record.